GCCGUCUCCAGGAAGCGUCUGCGCGAGGGCGCACCCUGCUCGCAGCUAACGGAACGAGCUGCGGAAUCCCCAGCUCUGCAGGUGUCUCCCGACCCGGUUCGCAGCCAGCGCCGGCCCACUGGCUGUGGAAUGAAGGCAGGCAGCGAAGGCGUCCACUCAGGCGACUGCAGGGUGGAGGCAGCACCCCCUUCCUAGACGCGGUGCCCCGCGGCCCCACGUACGCGCACGCAGUGCCCUUGCACGGGCUUCCGGCCGGGUCACGUGGCCGUGCGCGCACAUGUUCCGGCCUGUGCGCCCAGCGGCCCGCUUCCUCCCUCCGCGCCCGGCGGGUCCAUGUCCACCUAGAGCCCGCACUAGCUGCGCCGAGGCGGCGGCGGCGGGGAGCGGCGGACACGGAGGCGCCGAGUGGCGUGAGUAGCAGCUUCGAACAGUGGGACAGCGGGCUCGGCCAUGAAUCCCAGAGGCCUGUUCCAGGACUUCAACCCGAGUAAGUUCCUCAUCUAUGCCUGCCUGCUGCUCUUCUCGGUGUUACUGCCCCUGCGCCUGGACCGCAUCAUCCAGUGGAGCUACUGGGCAGUCUUCGCCCCCAUAUGGCUGUGGAAACUCCUGGUCAUCGUGGGCGCCUCGGUAGGUGCCGUCGUUUGGGCCCGCAACCCUCGCUACCGCACGGAGGGCGAUGCCUGCGUGGAGUUCAAAGCCAUGCUGAUCGCCGUGGGCAUCCACCUUCUGUUGCUCAUGUUCGAGAUCCUGGUGUGCGACCAGGUCGAGAGGGGGACCCACUUCUGGCUCCUGGUCUUCAUGCCGCUCUUCUUCGUGUCCCCGGUGUCCGUGGCUGCUUGUGUCUGGGGUUUUCGACAUGACCGGUCUUUGGAACUGGAGAUCCUGUGCUCGGUCAACAUCCUACAAUUUAUCUUCAUCGCCCUGCAGCUGGACAGGAUUAUCCACUGGCCGUGGCUGGUGGUGUUCGUGCCCCUGUGGAUCCUCAUGUCGUUCCUUUGUCUGGUGGUUCUCUAUUACAUCGUGUGGUCUCUCCUCUUCCUGCGCUCUCUGGAUGUGAUUGCUGAGCAGCGGAGAACACAUGUGACCAUGGCCAUCAGCUGGAUAACCAUUGUCGUGCCCCUGCUCACAUUUGAGAUCUUGCUCGUUCACCGAUUGGAUGACCACAACACGUUCUCUUACAUUUCUAUAUUUGUCCCGCUUUGGCUCUCGUUACUAACUUUGAUGGCCACAACAUUUAGACGCAAAGGGGGCAAUCAUUGGUGGUUUGGAAUUCGCCGAGAUUUCUGUCAGUUUCUGCUUGAAGUUUUCCCAUUUUUAAGAGAAUAUGGGAAUAUUUCUUAUGAUCUCCAUCAUGAAGAUAGUGAAGAUGCCGAAGACACAUCAGUUCCAGAAGUGCCGAAAAUUGCUCCAAUGUUUGGAAAGAAGGCCAGAGUAGUUAUAACGCAGAGCCCUGGGAAGUAUGUUCCUCCACCUCCCAAGUUAAAUAUUGAUAUGCCAGACUAAACUCCUUCAGGCUGGACCUUUGAAUGAAAUAGAACCCAUAUACACGCAUUAAUUCCACCUUGCUUUUGCCUCCAAACCUGGAGCCAGAAUGAGGCUCUAGACACCAUUUCAUGCCCUGUUAGAGAUGUUGCCUCUCAGACUGGUCAUGUCCACCUUAGAGGAGGCUGUUUUAAUGUAGGGGGUGUAAUGUGCAUGGGUGAGAACCUCUUGCCAGCUUGGUGUUCUAGGAGCUAGCCAAAAGUAGUGGAAUUGUUUUUAGGUAUCACAGCUGUUUGUUUCUUAAGUGCUACGAUGCCUACCACAAGUAUUUAAAAAAUAUUUUUCUACACUGCUAGUCCAAAAUUGUAUUUCAAAUUGUGCUGUUGUGAUAUAAUGACAAAUGUACAGAAUUCUCUCCCACCACUGGUUUAUAAACCUCAUAGUUGUUAUUUCUAGUGUUCCUACUGUGAAAAUAAUUUUUCUUUGGGCUUUGCAGAUAACUGGUUUUUAACGUCCUACUAGAUGAAUUUUUCUAGUGGAGUGAAUCUGCAUAUAUAGUAUUUAUAUGAAUAUUUUAACAGUGUUGUACAAAGUUGAAUUGUAGUUCUUGGCAGUACAAUGUAUUAUGUUAAAGUAUUUUUUUUUAAAGUAUCCAUGUGACGAUACAUGCUUAUUGCAGAUGUCCUUGAAGACUGCAUAAAAUGUUAAUAUGUGCCCAGGGCUUAUCUUGUCAAAGUUCUCGGCAUAAAUACAGGGAAUGAAAAUCUCAUGUAGUCUAGGGCAUACCAGCCGGAACGCGCCUAAUCACGUCUGAAAAUCCCAUGUACCUGAGUAGUCAGAUGGCAAGUGACAUGAGGACACCCUUAGAGGAAGGAGCCAUCAACCUUUGGGAACUGGUGACAUGCUUCAGUGUGGUACAAGGCCUUAAAGUAACACUGUUUAUGACCUUGAUUUUCCACACAAAUAGUACUAUCUCUUGAGGAGAAACCAGCAUAGGCAGCCAAGUGGCUUGUACAUUUCUGAGGAUUAUAGAAGAGUAGCUUGCCAUAAGGUAAAGUAAUACUUGUCAUUGAAAAGCCAGAGAAAGUGGCCUUAACCAAAAAUGGCAACAGGAUGAAAUCUUACUUUCAGCCCACCCUUUUUGGUCUGUCAGUGACCAGAAAACAAGAGUUCAGGCUGAGAACAAUGUUUCUUCCAAUGUUGGUGGCACACUGGGGACUCAGUGGAAACCACAGCCUGUAAGAAUAAAGUUCUGACUGGGAAGAAAUAAAUACUUGCCAAAAAAAAAAAAGUGCUGAUAUUA
This is a messenger RNA of Jaculus jaculus (lesser Egyptian jerboa), 2785 nucleotides long. RefSeq names its product transmembrane protein 185B (gene Tmem185b). The record is from RefSeq and is a predicted model, not a curated record. The coding region runs from base 451 to 1503 and encodes 350 amino acids. NCBI's taxonomy places the organism in Eukaryota, Metazoa, Chordata, Mammalia, Rodentia, Dipodidae. The transcript has a single exon.